This is a messenger RNA of Vicia faba (fava bean), 333 nucleotides long. Lineage: Eukaryota; Viridiplantae; Streptophyta; Magnoliopsida; Fabales; Fabaceae. The record is from the annotation of a GenBank genome assembly.
AUGGUUGACAUUCAGAUCCCAAGCACAUUCGAUCCAUUUGCGGAGGCCAAAGAAUCGGAUGCACCGGGCACAAAAGAGUAUGUGCAUAUUCGCAUACAACAGAGGAAUGGAAAGAAGAGCCUAACCACAGUUCAAGGGCUGAAGAAGGAGUACAGCUAUGAGAAGAUCUUAAAAGACCUCAAGAAAGAGUUUUGUUGCAACGGAAACGUUGUCAAUUGUAAGGAUCUUGGCAAGAUCAUCCAACUCCAAGGCGAUCAACGCAAGAAUGUUUCGCACUUUCUUGUUCACGCUGGUCUCGUCCGAAAAGAUAACAUCAAGAUUCAUGGUUUUUGA